Molecule: messenger RNA, 2050 nt
Organism: Nothoprocta perdicaria
Lineage: Eukaryota; Metazoa; Chordata; Aves; Tinamiformes; Tinamidae
Gene: BLZF1
Product: basic leucine zipper nuclear factor 1
Exons: 7
Coding region: 158-1339 (393 amino acids)
Biological process (GO): Golgi organization; Golgi to plasma membrane protein transport
Cellular component (GO): Golgi membrane
Source: RefSeq, a predicted model, not a curated record
CCGGGGCCCUGGCGGGACCGCAUGUUGGGAAUUCGCGGCCUGGGCGCCUCCGGGGCCCGUUUGUUCGGCUUGGGCUCAGAGCUCGGGGGCUGGAGCGUCGCCUCCUCUCGCCGCGAUUUACGAAGUUAAUUGUGCUGACUAUUAAACUAAAGUGAAAAUGACAUCUCUAGGAAAAGUUGAUGAUGCCUCAUCACCCAUCCGAGGUCCUGGAGAUGGCAUGGAAACGGAACAGACACCUGAGUCGGUGGAGGUCAUCACUGGAGCCCCGGCUACAACCCAUCACGUCCACCACAGCCCACAUAAAAAGACUGUCUCUUCCCUGAGUCCUGGGGUUUUGCAGCUUGGGAAAAUACAUGCUGAUAAAUCAGUGGAGAUCGAAGCAGUUCGUAUAUUAGUGCCCAAAGCAGCUAUCACCCAUGUUGUUCCAACGAAAAAUGCCAAGGUAGCUAGAUCAGUGGGACACAAAGGAGACUCAUUCCAUCAGUCUGAUGGAGCUGCAGGUCCCAAAGAACUGCAAGAGCUUAAAAAUGCUGUAGAAAAACUAAAAAAUUCAGAAAAGAGGCUGUUGCAGGAUAAAGAAGGUCUCUCUAAUCAGCUGCGUGUACAGACAGAGGUGAAUCGGGAGCUGAAGAAAUUACUUGUUGCUUCUGUUGGGGAUGAUCUGCAGUAUCACUUUGAACGGAUGGCUCGUGAGAAAAACCAGCUAAUCUUAGAAAACGAGGUCCUGGGCCGGAAUUUGUCUCAGCUGUCUGAACAGUUGGAGCGGAUGUCAAUACAGUGUGACGUGUGGCGAAGCAAAUUCCUAGCAAGCAGGGUUAUGGCUGACGAGCUGACCCAUUCCAGAGCAAUUCUGCAGCGUCAAACAAGGGAUGCUCAGAGCGCCAUCCAGGACUUGCUGAACGAACGYGAUCAGUUCCGUGAUGAAAUGAUUCAUACACAGAAGCUGCUGGAGCAGCUGAUGGUUUCUCUUCAGUGGGGGAGACAGCAGACCUACUAUCCCAGUGCCCAGCCUCACACUACGACAGAGCUAGCUGCUGUGAAUUGCAAGCUGGCCAAAGCCCUAAGCUCGCAUCUUCUUGGCGAUGUUGGCACUAACAGUCCAAAAAAGACUUCAGCACCUGUGGAGCUUUCCAGUACUCCAGCUGAGAAAAUGGCUGAAAUGGUGCUACACGUACUGGAUCCAGUUGCAUGUACAGAAACAUCAACAUCUUUUCCUGAGACUUCUCCCUCUUCCUUUCUCUCUACAAAGUGCAUUGGAAGGUUUCACCCCUAUACAAGAUACGAAGAUGUAACUUUCAACUGCUGCAACCACUGUCAAGGAGAGCUGAUAGGCCUUUAAAAACACAGUUAAGGCAGCUGCAAGUGCACACCUUUCUGAAGAAUUACACUACGUGAAAAGAAGCAGGCUUCCUUUUUCCCUUUCUUUCCCUAAAGGGUGGGUUUAGCAUUGGAAAUGAUGCAGUGUCUGUUUCUCUGCCUCUUGCGGUUAGGCCAGCAGAACUUCCUUCCAUAGCCUGUGGGCUACUUCUACUAUUCUUAAGGCUGGAAAGCUGCUUCUUUCCAUCUACAAAUGCAAGAGCAGAAAUUUUACACCUCUGCACUCCAAUGUGCAGGGCAUAGGAAUGCCCUUGACUAUUUUUUAUAGUCGUAUUAGACAAUCUUAAUGAAUUUCCGUUCAGAGGGAGACCAAACACAAAACUAUACCAAAGGAUAUACUAAAAGGUUGUAUUUAAAAGGAAGAAAAAGACACUGGAAUAGAGUUGGCUGUCUGCUUUUUAAAAUCUUUUCUAAAGUGGCAGGCUGUCUCCAUUUAUAUGGAGUCUAUGGACAGUCUGUUAAAUUUAAAUAGGCAUGUGUGCAAUGAGCUUUUAUAGCUGUAACUUCUGAAAGUAGAAGCAUAUUCAUUGUUGCAAUCCUCCUGACAAGUAGAACAGAGCUUCAAAGAACUCUAGCUCUAAAAUAUGAAAGGUUUUUAAACGGGAUCCUUGAAGACUGUGGGGUGAGAUGAUUCUUAUAUUUGGGUAAAGCUUUAGAGCUCAGCCCUUGCCCA